Molecule: messenger RNA, 2012 nt
Organism: Hylaeus anthracinus
Lineage: Eukaryota; Metazoa; Arthropoda; Insecta; Hymenoptera; Colletidae
Gene: nes
Product: lysophospholipid acyltransferase 5
Exons: 9
Coding region: 517-1812 (431 amino acids)
Biological process (GO): lipid modification; phosphatidylcholine biosynthetic process
Cellular component (GO): membrane
Molecular function (GO): lysophospholipid acyltransferase activity; 1-acylglycerophosphocholine O-acyltransferase activity
Source: RefSeq, a predicted model, not a curated record
UCAUCUAUGUAUAACGAUUUUUAUCGUUACCGAUUUCAAUCAUCUGUUUAACUGCAUCAUUGAUAUUCCCCUUAUCAAUUUUCCAAGAGAAUUCUUUUCUUAUUUACGUUAAUCGAGUGUCUUUCAGAACACUUUGUGCAGCCGUUAUGCAAACUUUUAAUUCUAUUUAUCAUUGGCUUUUUAGUAUUAAUGUUUGGUAGCCUCAGUGAUGAAAGGUUAUAGUGUUGCUCGGAAUAAUUGCAAACUUGUUUAGUAAGAAUUCGUUCAUAGAAGGAGAAUUCAAUGGGAACGUUAUAGGAUUUAUUCAAUGAGUUGAGAGAUUGAAUUAGAACUUUCUAAUCUAUAUAGAAGAAUAAUUUUGAUGGAAAAAUCAACAAUGAUUAGCAGUGUGCUAUCGAGUAUCUCAGGCGCUGUAAAUGCAUCUGAGGACGCACUUCGUCUUAUUAUCUCCAUUUUCCUUGUUAACUAUGACAGUUAUGAGUCUUAGGAUUACCCAUCGCCCUUCUUCACAGGUACAUGUUAUAUGGAAAGACUCCAGUUUAUCAGCAUUUAUAUUUCAUAAUUUGUGGGGUUUUAACCUGCUACUGGAAUUUUGGAUUUGAUACGGUUCAUUCAACAGUAGCAUUAUGCUUCACAUAUUUUAUCUUGAAACUUCUUGGUGGUACUUCCGCAUCAGUUUUUAUCACUCUUGUCUUCAACAUGAGCUAUCUUUUAUAUGGAUAUUAUGCGACAAGUACAAGUGAUUACGACAUAAAAUGGACUAUGCCCCAAUGCGUGUUAACUCUACGAUUAAUUGGUCUCGCGUUCAAUGUAUUGGACGGAAGAAAAUCCGAAGACAAGCUGUCUGCUUCGCAAAGAAAAGUGGCUUUGAAAGAGAAGCCAACAUUUUUGGAAAUUGCAGCAUAUAUGUAUUUUCCAGGGUCAUUUCUAGUCGGGCCACAAUUCAGUAUGAAAAGAUAUCUGGAUUACGUAAAUGGACGACUUAUGGAUGACAAUUCUAAGAGAAACCCUACUGAAUUACCGGAUUGCGUUGUUCCUGGUAUUUCUCGAAUGGGCGUUGGAAUUUUAUACAUGGCGCUUUACCAAUUAGGAUCCUCAUACAUCUCGGAUCAGUAUCUUCUAGGUUUAGAAUUCCGGAAACAAUCCUUCUUAAAGCGUCUUCUGCUUCUUGGAAUUUGGGGGCAAAUAAAUCUUUAUAAAUAUAUUUGCUGUUGGCUUCUCACUGAAGGGGUCUGCACAACCUUUGGUCUAACAUACAGUGGUAAAGAUGACAAAGGUCAACCUCUUUGGAAUGGUUGUGAAAACGUGAAACUGUUAACUUUUGAAACAGCAAAUCGAUUUAAUCAUUAUAUCAUGUCAUUUAAUAUAAACACCAAUACUUGGUCUGCCGAGUACGUUUAUAAGAGGGUGAAAUUUCUGGGAUCAAAACUGUAUAGCCAAUUUAUCACGUUACUCUUUCUGGCAGUGUGGCAUGGAUUACAUUCGGGAUAUUAUGUAUGUUUCUUCCUUGAGUUUAUCAUCAUGUACGCUGAGAGAGAUUUGACUGCGAUGCUGGAGAAACAGGAGAAGCUGCAGAGUUUAUUAAAAGCCCAUCGCGAACUUCGGAUCCUGUUUUGGAUACUUACAAAAAUUUAUACAUUUGUUUUCAUGGGUUAUUGUCUCGUGUGUUUCGUUUUAUUAUCAUUUUCUCGUUACCAUCAAGUUUAUUCUUCCGUUUACUACUGUGGUCACAUAAUUUACCUGUCGUAUCCAAUUGUUUCUAUAUUAAUUAAGAAAUUCCUUCUUAAAAAGGCUUCCAGGAAAUCGGAGUAAAUAGGCGAAUUUUUAAGGGACUAAUAUGUGAUAACUUUUUUUCUCGAUUGUUUUGUUAAGGCAGAAUUCUUCGUGUGUGAAAAGUAAACAAAUUGUAUAGGUAUAAGAAACAUUUACAUAUUAUGUUUUUAGACGAUGAAUAAUAAUUUUUUAUAUAGUUAGAGAGUAAUAAACACUUGCAAUUUACGUACAAAUAGGAA